GUCUUUUUUAUUGGCGAUUGGAACGACGUGAAAUCUGAUUAUAGUCAUGGGCUGUUUUCGCUGUAGAGGUCGUGAGAAGACGAAGAGAACGAUGCUACCCGCUGCGACCCCCAGUCGACGACGACCUAUUUAUUAUGGCGGAUCUGCCGGAAAGAGCGGCGCUGCCGACCGCGACGGCGGCAUGGCUGUUCUUGCUGGUGCAGGCGUUGCAGUAGCAGCCACUGCUGCUGUGGCCACGAUUAUUUACAGUACUGAUGGAGGCGCUUGCGGUGGUUCCGGCGGAGGAGCUUGUGGUGGUGGAGGAGGCUGCGGUGGUGGGUGCGGCGGCGGUUGUGGUGGCUGAAUUUUUCUGUUCGUUGCCGAAAUCGGCACGUGUGUUGUAUAC
Molecule: messenger RNA, 385 nt
Organism: Rhodamnia argentea
Lineage: Eukaryota; Viridiplantae; Streptophyta; Magnoliopsida; Myrtales; Myrtaceae
Product: small cysteine and glycine repeat-containing protein 2-like
Exons: 2
Coding region: 47-343 (98 amino acids)
Source: RefSeq, a predicted model, not a curated record